AUGGACACACCACAACCCGCCCAAUCCAAAAGCUGGAGCAUCCAUACUCGACCCGAAAUCACCUCGAAAUACGAGAUUCUACGGCGACUUGGCUCCGGCGCCUACGCCGACGCGUUACAAACCCUGCAACACUCACCCAACGUCGUCGUUUUGCACGCGUACUUCUGGUCCGAAGACGAGGACGCUGUGCUGGUACUUGAAUAUGUGCCCACCGAUUUGGGGUCUUUGAUCAGAGAGGCCAAGACAGAAUGGGAAAAUGGGCCUGAUGUGGGUGAGAUUAAGAGGUGGGUUGUUCAGAUUCUUUUGGGGUUCGACGCUUGUCAUCGGAAUUCGAUUGUGCAUCGGGAUUUGAAACCCUCGAAUUUGUUGAUUUCGGCCGAAGGUGUACUCAAAUUGGCCGAUUUUGGACAGAGCUCUUUAGUUUAGAACCACUGUUUCCCGGAACUUCGGAUAUUGAUCAGCUGGGCAAAUUUUCAGUGUUUGGGUAACUUAUCGGUGGAAGUUUGGCCUGGUUGUGUGGAACUUCCUGAUUACCAAAGUAGAAACUCCAAUUGGAUUAGAAGCACAUCUGCCCAACCAUUCCCCUGAUGAAAUAUCUAGUCAAGAAACUACUUUGUUUUGACCCAGCUAGUAGAGUUACUGCAAUGGAACUGCUCCAUGACAAAUAUUUAAACCAAGAAGCUCUACCAGUUCCCCUAUCUGAGCUGAGAAUACCUUCUUCAAACACUGCUCAGGAUGAGAAUUCUAUUGGAGAAUAUCAUGCAGUCCUCUCUUUUAAACAAAGAGAAGGCGCCUACUGAUGCUGAAAUUUAGUUUGUUAUUUUACUCUUUCUAUGUUGAGUUGUACAUAAGGGCAUAAUUGUAUUUUCAUUUUAUAGGUUGUUGGAAUAUUCUUUUUCUGUAAUUGUAUUUAUGUGG
Molecule: messenger RNA, 918 nt
Organism: Ilex paraguariensis (yerba mate)
Lineage: Eukaryota; Viridiplantae; Streptophyta; Magnoliopsida; Aquifoliales; Aquifoliaceae
Source: the annotation of a GenBank genome assembly